Molecule: messenger RNA, 864 nt
Organism: Macadamia integrifolia
Lineage: Eukaryota; Viridiplantae; Streptophyta; Magnoliopsida; Proteales; Proteaceae
Product: pentatricopeptide repeat-containing protein At3g49240, mitochondrial-like
Exons: 1
Coding region: 1-864 (287 amino acids)
Cellular component (GO): chloroplast
Molecular function (GO): protein binding
Source: RefSeq, a predicted model, not a curated record
AUGGCCGCUGCAAGUGCUCUAAUCACCAGGAAAGAGGUUUUAACUGUAACUCUCUCUCUCUCUCUCUCUCCAUUUGUUAAAAAACAUCUCUACUUUCAGCCGAACAAGGUGGAAGAACAGAGAAAAACCAGAAAAUCAUAUAAUGGAGACGGAUCAGAUGAGCUUCGCCGUGCUGCCGAGCGCCGCCUCCGAAUAGAACCACCUCUCAACUCCCUCCAUCACACCCAGCCCCAACAACGUCCCAUAAACCCUAACCCUAAUCCUAAUGCCCCCAAACUCCCAGAAUCCGUCACUGUCCUCACCGGCAAUCGCCUCAACCUCCACAACCGAAUCCUUACCCUCAUCCGCCAGAACGACCUGGAUGAAGCCGCACUCCUCACUCGGCAUUCCAUUUACUCCAAUUGCAGACCCACCAUCUUUACUUGUAACGCUGUCAUGGCCGCUCUCCUCCGCCAAUCUCGAUACUCCGAUCUCCUCUCGCUUCAUCGAUUUAUCACUCAGGCUGGUGUCGCUGCUAACGUCGUCACCCACAAUCUCCUCAUUAACGCCUACUGUGAUUGUAGGAAAACUGAUACUGCUCUUGAACAUUAUAAGCAGCUUAUCAAUGAUGCCCCUUUUAAUCCUUCUCCUACUACUUAUCGCAUUCUUGUGAAGGGGCUUGUGGAUAACAACAAGGUUGAUCGGGCUGUAGAACUGAAAAAUGAGAUGCUUGAGAAGGGUUUCGCUCCGGACUCAAUUGUCUAUAAUCAUCUCAUGUUGGGGCUAGUGAAGAAAUUAGAUCCAGAUGGAGUUCUGGCUUUAUACGAUGAAUUAAAGGAGAAGCUAGGGUUUGUUUCGCUGAUGCUGAUGCUGCCGCUGCCAUGA